Solanum lycopersicum (tomato) is the source of this 1337-nucleotide messenger RNA. RefSeq names its product septum-promoting GTP-binding protein 1. Gene Ontology annotation, molecular function: GTPase activity; GTP binding. The record is from RefSeq and is a predicted model, not a curated record. NCBI's taxonomy places the organism in Eukaryota, Viridiplantae, Streptophyta, Magnoliopsida, Solanales, Solanaceae.
UCAGCAAAAGAGUCUUUGUCUUUUUUUUUUCUCUCUUUUAAGGCCAAAAGAAGAAGCUAAGCACUAUAAGCAUUAGCUCCCUCUUGAGGCCUUUUUUUUUUCCUUAAGAAAUUAAAUCACCAAAAAAAAAAAUGACUAAACGUUUGUUCCUUUGUUAUAGAAGAAUGGUUCAUUUGAAUAUGAAAAGAAAAAUUAUAUGUAAAUUUACAAUUUUACAAAAAUAUUUGAAUUCAUUUUGGAACAAAGUUCUUGCUUGUUGGUUAGGUAAGUCUAUCAAUUAUAGACAAUUGUCACAUAAUCAAUCUUUUCCAACCACCACCGCUGCCGCCACGGGGAUGCCAUCUCCGCCAGCUGGGGCGGGGAUGCCAUCUCCGCCAGCUGGGGCGGGGAUGGCGUCCCCUGGAGGGUUUUCGGAGAAUAUGUCAUCCACAUGUUGUUGUGAUCAUUCUAAGGAUUCAUCUGAGAAUGUUGUUGCCUUGAAGAUUAGUCUUUUGGGUGAUAAUCAAAUUGGAAAGACAAGUUUCUUGAGAAAAUAUGUAGGAAAAGAGGAAGUAGAUGAAGGGUUGUCAACCAAAGGAGUAAAUCAAAUGGACAAAACUUUAUGUGUGAAAGGGACAAGAAUCUCAUAUAGCAUGUGGGAAGUUAAAGGUGAUGUUUCUGGCCCAACUCAAAUUCCAAUGGCUUGUAAGGAUUCUGUAGCAAUGUUUUUCAUGUUUGAUCUCACAAGUAGAUGUACACUCAGUAGUGUCCUUAGCUGGCAUCAACAAGCACGUCAAUGGAAUCAGACAGCAAUUCCUGUAAUGAUAGGGACAAAGUUUGAUGAUUUUGUGAAAUUGCCAUUGGAUCUUCAAUGGACAAUUGCAAGUCAGGCAAGAGCAUAUGCAAAGGCACUAAAUGCACCAUUAUUUUUCUCUAGUGCAACAUACAACAUUAAUGUGAACAAGAUAUUCAAGUUCAUCACUGCUAAACUCUUCAAUUUACCAUGGUCAUUGGAGAGAAAUCUCACAAUUGGUGAACCUAUCAUUGACUUUUAGGUUUAAUUUCUCUUAUUUUCUGUAAUUAAAAAGAAAAAAAGAAGAAAAAAAAGGUUUGCUUUUUUUUUUAAUUAAUAGUAUAUAGAUGUGAGAGAAUCCAAAAGAUUCGGAGAAAAAGAAAUGAUGAUUCAUAUAGCCAACCGGUCACUAGGUAAUUGUUUCCACCUAGUGAAAAUUCGGGUUGUCUUCAUAUGCCAUUUUAUGCAUUGGAGAAAAUAUUUCCAUUUCUUUUUCUCAUUUUUCUUUUGAUGUACUAUGGUGUUGUAAUUUACUAGUUACUUUAAUCAACAAUAUUCAUCGGUA